Tarenaya hassleriana is the source of this 2238-nucleotide messenger RNA. Its product is annotated as alpha-L-fucosidase 1. Lineage: Eukaryota; Viridiplantae; Streptophyta; Magnoliopsida; Brassicales; Cleomaceae. The transcript has 9 exons. Gene Ontology annotation, biological process: glycoside catabolic process; fucose metabolic process. Bases 599 to 2119 code for a protein of 506 amino acids. Gene Ontology annotation, cellular component: lysosome. The record is from RefSeq and is a predicted model, not a curated record. Gene Ontology annotation, molecular function: alpha-L-fucosidase activity.
GAAAAUUUUGAUUUUUCAAUUACUUUUAUAUCUAAUACAGAUUCGAUCUUUAGGUUUUGAUUAGUUUUCUUGAUACCUCGUAUCCGUCUCGGGAAUCCCUGUUCUUCUGAAUUUUCCUCGUCGCCUGCUUCUACAGCAGAACCCAGAAGAAAUUUCAUCAGUUCAAUGAAAUGGGCGUCGGAUGCCAAGGAAUCGCCGGCGAAACAAUUCUGGUCUCUCUGCGACAACAAGGGACGAAGCUACAAAAGCAGCAGACUGAACUGUUGUUAUCAUCAAGUUGCUUUGAUUUGGAAAGAAACGAUUGCUUACGCGCACAUUCUGGGAAUGUCAAUGUCAUUACUGAGGAGGUUGGACCUCCCCGAGAUGAGAUUUGGCUUGUGCUUUAUCGGGAAUGAGAUAGGGGAUCUCGGCACAGGAUGCAGGUUAUUUAUCGUGGGUUAAGGUUUGAUGUUUCAGAUGAGGCCUGAGCUUUCGGGAUAAAUAGAUCCAGAAGAACUCAGGGGAACGAGCCUGACUUUGUACUGUUUCUUGACGGGGAAUUUGUGAAGAAGCCAAAGGAUGUAGAAAGUGAAGGACAUAGCUUUCAUCAAGGAUCACCAUGGCUUCUGGAUCCAGAUCUUCUGAAAACAACCAUGAAUGCAGCUCGAGAACUUCCCAUUCUGCCCUCACAAAACCCGAUCCUCUUCCCAUUUUACCCAUCCCUUCCUUCCAGCAGCUCCAAUGGCAGCUCGGAUCCAUGGCGAUGUUCCUCCACUUCGGACCCAACACGUUCACCGACUCCGAAUGGGGCUCCGGCAAGACUGACCCGUCUGUUUUCAACCCGACCCGAUUCAACGCCACUCAGUGGGUCCGAGUCGCCAAGGACUCCGGCUUCUCUCGCGUCAUCCUCACCGCCAAGCACCACGACGGAUUCUGUCUCUGGCCCUCCGACUUCACCGACUAUUCCGUCAGAUCGAGCCCCUGGAGACACGGCCACGGCGACGUCUUGGCGGAGCUUGCGGGGGCGGCGUCGGACGCCGGCGUCGGACUGGGUCUGUACCUCUCGCCGUGGGAUCGGCACGAGAAGUCGUACGGGAAGACCUUGGAGUAUAACGAGUACUAUCUGAGUCAAAUGACCGAGUUGUUGACAAGGUACGGAGAGAUCAAGGAAGUAUGGUUGGAUGGAGCAAAGGGAGAAGGUGAAAAGGACAUGCAGUAUUUCUUCGAGACAUGGUUCAGUUUGAUCCACCAGCUUCAGCCAAAAGCCGACAUCUUCUCCGACGCCGGUCCGGACGUCCGGUGGGUAGGAGACGAGGCCGGAGUCGCCGGCUCCACUUGCUGGUCACUCUUCAACCGCUCCAACGCCAAGAUCGGUGCCACCGAUCCUCUGUAUUCCAAGGAAGGAGAUUUCCAUGGACAAGACUGGGUACCUGCAGAAUGUGAUGUCUCGAUCCGACCAGGCUGGUUUUGGCAUGAAACGGAAUCUCCAAAGCCCGCAAUUCAGCUUCUGGAUAUAUACUACAACUCGGUGGGACGGAACUGUCUCUUGCUGCUCAAUGUCCCCCCGAACUCAUCCGGUCUGAUAUCUGAACAGGACAUCAAGGUUCUGCAGGAGUUCCAAGAACUCAGGAACUCGAUUUUCUCUAACAAUCUUGCUCGGAAGGCUUCUUUGGUUAACGCCAGCAGCACCCGUGGGGAUAAUUCAAGGUUUGGCUCUGGAAACGUGAUCGAAGAAGGAAUAGACAAGUACUGGGCACCGGAGGAGAAGCAAACAGAGUGGGAACUGUACUUAGAGUUUCGGGAUUCGGUUUCUUUCAACGUGUUGGAAGUUCAAGAACCGAUCCAGAUGGGGCAGAGGAUCGUGUCCUUCCAUCUCGAGGCACUUAACAAUGGAAUCCAUCGGUGGGAGAGAGUGGUGAACGGUACGACCGUCGGAUUCAAGAGGCUUCUGAGGUUUCCUAGGGUUCAAUCCCGGUUUCUGAAGCUUGUUGUGGACAAAGCUAGAGCCGACCCGCUUAUCUCAUACCUCGGAAUCUACAUGGAUAACGUCUCUGUUCCGAGCUUAAACACGGGUAAUGCAACAUCACAAGAUCACAUCGAGAUCAUUCAAAAAAACAAUUCUCGGGUAUUCACAGCAUAAGCUGCUGGUUGAUUGUGCAAGUGCUAAAACUAUGUCCUGAAACAAGAACGAGGAUAUGAUAUGUUGGGUAACAGAGGAAUCUCGUCUUAAUCUGAUACGCAGGUCUGGGUUUAUGAUCU